This is a messenger RNA of Plasmodium malariae, 3072 nucleotides long. RefSeq names its product TLD domain-containing protein. NCBI's taxonomy places the organism in Eukaryota, Apicomplexa, Aconoidasida, Haemosporida, Plasmodiidae. The record is from RefSeq and is a predicted model, not a curated record. The coding region runs from base 1 to 3072 and encodes 1023 amino acids. The transcript is spliced from 2 exons.
AUGGAUGAAAAUCAAACAAAAAAUAAAAUAAAAGUGUUAAACGUUUUCCAGAAUGAAGGCAUAACAGAAAAAUUGCAAUAUUCCAAUAAAUUUGAAUUCGAAAAAGGAAUAAUACGCAAUGCAAUAGUUUCAACGAACAUAAAUAAAUACACGAAACUGGAGGAUAAGGAUAAAGAGAGAAAAAAUUGUAUUUUAUUUCGAGAACAGUGUGAAUAUUGUUUAACUAAUUUUUCCAUAAGUGGUCACCUAAUUUUAACAAAAGAAUCUUUAUUAUUUGAGCCUGAUUUGAGAGAUAAAAAUGUAAUUAAGGAUGGAUUUGGAACAUAUCAAAUAUUUAUUGAUUUAUAUGAUAUUUAUGAAUGUGCUCAUAUUGUUGUGCCAACAAAAGAUACUUACUUAUGUAAUAAUGAAGACACAUGUGGUUUUAUUCAAGUUUUAUUAAAAAGUAUUUAUAGUAGAAUGUGCAAUGAUUCUUUAAGUAAACGAAAUAGUACUAACAAGUUAUAUAACAUUAAUAGUAAUGAAGGAAAUAAUAAUAUGGAUGAAAUAAAUAAACAAAAAAGUAUAUCAUACUAUAAAUAUAUAAGCAAAAGUUUAUCUUACGUAUUUAAUUUAGCCAAUCCGUUAGUUCAAAAUAUAUCAUUGAAAGAUUAUAAAAAUAAUCAAAUUGAAGAAACGAAUUUUUCUACAGAUAUAUCAAAGCAAAGUGAAAAUAAUGACAACGAAAAGAUGGAGCAUGAAAAGGGUGAAAGGGGUGAAAGGGAUGAAAGGGAUGAAAAGAAUGAACUAAUGAAAAGGAAAAAAAAUAAUUUCCAUAAUUUUGAUAUCACAUCACCGAAGAAUAAUAUUGUUGACCAUUUACAAGAUAGCGAUUUAAAAAUUUAUCAAAAAAUUAAUGAAACUGAUUAUAGUAAGGUCAUUUCUUCUCAUCCAAGUAUAACAUAUAAAAAUAAUUUAAAUUUAGCUAAUUCUAAUUACUCCUUUAGGGAUGAAGAUAAUUCAAUCGUAUUUGGAAAAACAAAAAGAAGAUUAUCGAAUAUAACCAAAGAGAUUAAAUCAAAAGGAGAGACGAUUACUGCAAUGGAAGAAGAUAUAAAUAAAGAUGAUGAAGAAAAUACAUCUAGCGCAAGUGGAAUAUAUUUAAAAAACGACCCAUAUAAGCAGCCAAUCACAGUUAAUAUUAACGAAUCUAUUAUAAACGAAGCUAGUGGUAACGACGUUAGCUUUAAUAAAAAUUUUAGUAAAAAACCAUAUCCUGAGGAAAACGAUAUGAAGAGAGCAUCCGGAAAAAAUGGCCACUCUAUUGAAAAUAAUAAAAAUGAUGAAAGUGAUAUAUAUAAUAGAAGUGGUAAAAAAAAUACAGACACGAUGAAGAGAGAAGAAAGUAGCAAUAUUCUGAACGCAUCACAACCCUCGUAUUCCAAUAGAUUAAAAAAUAUUUCCUUUGAGCUUCAUAAUAAGAGCAUAAACAAUGCAUUGCAUAAUUAUACUAAUAUAAAUGAUCAUUUUAGCAAUAAAUUGGAUGACCAUUUAGAGAAUGGUGAGUUAAUGAAACGAGUACAUAAGAAAUAUGAAGAGAAAAGUUUUAUACUAUUUAGAUUUUUUAAUAAUAAUAAGGCAUAUGAAACAACUACAAAAAUAAUAAAAGAGAUAGAUGAAGUAAGAAAGUCAGAGAAUAAAAUAAAAAAGACAAUCACAUCAGUACCAUUCACAUCGAACGAAUUGUUAAGAAGUAUUAUUGAACAAUCGUUAAUUGCUAAGGAAUCCAAAAAAAAAUUGCAAAGAACGAAUUCAAUGAAUGAUAUGAAAGAUUUAAAAUAUUUAGACUUAACACCAAAAUUGGAGUAUAUUAGCGGUUCUGUAAAGUUAUUAAGUAAAGAAAUGACCAAACAAAUCAAUUAUUAUUUACCACCUACCUUGAGCAUUAAAAUAUGGAAAUUGGCUUUUUGCUCAAGCAUACAUGGAGUAUCCUUAAAAACAUUAUAUAGAAGUGUUCUGAAUAAAGGAUGUGUAAUAUUGCUAAUAUGUGAUAUGGAUAAUGUUUUGUUUGGAUGUUUUUUAGACAAAUUACAUUGUGAUAAUUGUUAUUACGGGUCAGGAGAAAAUUUUUUAUUUACUUUCAAAAAUUCAUGUAAUAAAUUAAAAGAUGGAAAAAUAAAAAAAGUAAAAGAAGUUGAUUGUAGUAGUACAUAUAAUAGAAGCUCAGAUAAUUUAUAUACAUCGGACGAAAAUAUGGAGUGUACAAAAAGGGAAAAUACGUCCAUAGAAACUAAUGAUAUUAAAGUGUUCAAUAAUAAUUCGUAUUGUACAAAUACACAUGAAAAACUGUCAUGCGAUUUUGAAGAUAAUACACAGGAAUUAACAAAAGGUUAUUGUAAUGAAGCAAGUGAUGAACCUAGAGCUACUGUAUAUAUAAAUACAUCCAAAACGUAUAUACACGAUUAUAAUUAUGAUGGUGUAAGUUCAUCUAAAGAAAUUAGCAGUUUUAAAGCAAAAACCAUAAAUGAGGAGAAAUUUAACUCAUUCAUGCAUCAAAAAAAUGAUGAAUUUUGCGAUAUUUCCACUCCGGAUGUGGAUAAAUUGGAGCUAAACGAGCAGAACGACAGUAGCAGUAGUAACAAAAACUGUAAAAAUGACUAUUCUAUAAAUAAUAAUUGUGGAGAUAAUAAUAAAUGCGGUGGUAAUAGUAACUGCGGUGGUAAUAGUAACUGCGGUGGUAAUAGUAACUGCGGUGGUAAUAGUAACUGCGGUGGUAAUAGUAACUGCGGUGGUAAUAGUAACUGUGGUGGUAAUAGUAACUGCGGUGGUAAUAGUAACUGUGGAAGUAAUAAAAAAAGUGGUGAGGGCAUUUCAAUUCAAGUGUAUUCAUGGACAAGUAGAAAUAGUUAUUUUGUGUACUCAGAUGAGAGAUCAAUAACAAUUGGGGGUGGAGAUAACUAUGCUUUAGUUAUUAAUGAUGACUUAUGCAAAGGUCAGACCAACAAAAGUAAUACAUAUGAUAACGAUUUAUUAACGCAUGACGAUGAAUUUGAAAUUCAAUUUUUACAGCUAUGGAUAUUUGAUGACACUUAG